This is a messenger RNA of Hippoglossus stenolepis (Pacific halibut), 990 nucleotides long. RefSeq names its product ADP-ribosylation factor-like protein 4C. Gene Ontology annotation, molecular function: GTPase activity; GTP binding. Gene Ontology annotation, cellular component: cytoplasm. Gene Ontology annotation, biological process: endocytic recycling; intracellular protein transport. Lineage: Eukaryota; Metazoa; Chordata; Actinopteri; Pleuronectiformes; Pleuronectidae. The coding region runs from base 12 to 590 and encodes 192 amino acids. The transcript has a single exon. The record is from RefSeq and is a predicted model, not a curated record.
AGACGCUGAACAUGGGCAACAGCUUCUCCAACAUCGCGGCCUUCCAGUCCCUGCACAUCGUGAUGCUGGGGCUGGACUCCGCCGGGAAGACCACCGUCCUCUACCGACUCAAAUUCAACGAGUUCGUCAACACGGUCCCGACGAUCGGCUUCAACACCGAGAAGAUCAAGCUGAGCAACGGCACCGCCAAGGGCAUCAGCUGCCACUUCUGGGACGUGGGGGGCCAGGAGAAGCUGAGGCCCCUGUGGAAGUCCUACAGCCGCUGCACCGACGGCAUCAUCUACGUGGUGGACUCCGUGGACGUGGACCGGCUGGAGGAGGCCAAGACGGAGCUGCACAAAGUCACCAAGUUCGCAGAGAACCAGGGGACGCCGCUGCUGGUCAUCGCCAACAAGCAGGACCUGCCCAAGUCUCUGCCGGUGGCGGACAUCGAGAAGCAGCUGGCCCUGCACGAGCUCGCCCCCGCCACCACCUACCACAUCCAGCCGGCGUGCGCCAUCAUCGGCGAGGGGCUGCACGAGGGCAUGGACAAGCUGUACGAGAUGAUCCUGAAGAGGAGGAAAUCCCUGAAGCAGAAGAAGAAGCGGUAACGUUUGGAUUAAAGCUGUUUGAUGCUGUGAAUCUGCUCGAGCUAACACAUGAGAACCAAAAAGACUCAAGCGUUGAAGUGAUGCAGGAACAGCUGGCCUGUUCUCUGCUGCUGCAUCACGUCUUUACUCUCAUCCACUGGACAUGAAACCGUGGAGACACACGUUUGAUUUUGCACGUGGCUGCGGUCACUGAGUUCCUCUGGGGUCGGUGGCGUCGUGGAGACGUUUGUCCUCCCGGAGCGUUGAAGUAGCCUUUUCUCUGCGUGCUGGACACAGUGUGCUACACUUUGCACUUUUCAUUUCCUGACAGAGAAGUUCACCGUACGAACAGAGAUCCAGAUUUAUGUACAAGGAAAACAGAAGUGAAGUAUUUUUUGAAUAUUAAAACGGUUAAAAUCCA